AUGGCCCAACCUCAUCGAUUACGUGUUCAAACUCAACGUCCGCCACCACUGGUUAAAAAAACUCAUUCAACUACAACAACCAAACAAACGCGAUUUGUUCAUCGACAUUUUUUAAUAUUAGGCGAUCUCCUCUUUAAAUGGUGUCCAUGUGUACAAUCGUCAAACGAAGAACAAGCGCCACUGAAAAUAACACGACAGAGUUCACGAUCAGACGAACCAUUAGGAGUUAAUACACAAAAUCAAAAGUGUUAA
Molecule: messenger RNA, 252 nt
Organism: Didymodactylos carnosus
Lineage: Eukaryota; Metazoa; Rotifera; Eurotatoria; Philodinida; Philodinidae
Source: the annotation of a GenBank genome assembly